AUGUCCUCCUCGAUGAACUUAAGACAGUGCAUAGAGGCUACAGCACGAGCCUUCCUAUCCGCGUACGAAGAGGGCUCGGUCCAGAACGACGCCUCCAUCAUCAACCGCAACGUUACAGCGGACUGCAGACGGUACCUGCUUCCCUCGUCCGUACCCCAUGCCUUUGGCCUACCGGCGGACUUCUUUUUCGACACGGCAAAGUAUCAGGAGAUGUUUGGGAAGGACAUCAAGGUGUUGAAAUUCACAAACAACAUCAUGGCGAACCUGAUCAUCGAUACCGAAGCCCGCCGGGCCGCUUUUACGUCUGUCGCAGAGGUGCACGCCAAUAACGGAGAAACGUACCCGGCAGAGAUGGCUUGGUUCUUGUACUUUAAUGAGGAUGGGUCUAAAGUCAAGAAGGUGGUUGAGUUCUGCGACAAGGAUGUGAUCUUGAGGAUGGCAAACACGGCUGCUUAG
This is a messenger RNA of Aspergillus welwitschiae, 456 nucleotides long. RefSeq lists its product as uncharacterized. Lineage: Eukaryota; Fungi; Ascomycota; Eurotiomycetes; Eurotiales; Aspergillaceae. The record is from RefSeq and is a predicted model, not a curated record. Bases 1 to 456 code for a protein of 151 amino acids. The transcript has a single exon.